AAGAAGAUUAUGCACUCGUAGACAACCUUUUAAGGCGCGUCCGAACGAUGCUGCGUUGAUAUGGGUCUCUAUCUCGUUGCCGUGCUAUUUGCCUUACUAUGUCUCUACUUCUUUCUUGAUGUGAACUACUUCCUGCGCCAUGUGACCCUCAUGUUGCUGUACCACUUAAGAUGGAAACGUCGUCGGCUACCACUGGAUGCGCCGGACAGCUCCAGAGGAAUGUGCCGUCUGACGGACCUUGAUCACAUGUGCCACAUGAACAACGCAAGGUACCUUCGUGCGUUUGAGUACGGACGAACCUGCUUUGGCUUGAAAAAUGGUUUAUGGAAAGCAGCUGCAAAUUUGAAGAAAACUCUUCUCGUUGCCGCUGUUGCCGUGCGCUACAGGAAGCCUUUGAAGCUGUUCCAGAAAUACCACAUCGUCACCAAGCUGGUGCACUGUCAGGGAAGAGACCUUUACGUUGACCAGCAGCUCAUAACCGACAGCGACAACUUUGUGCGUGCCACAUGUUUAGCCAAGAUGACUUUGACGUCGGGUUCCGUCGAGGAACUCCUUGCAGCUCUGAAAGAAAAUCCUUCCAAAUUCACGGACGCCCCAGCUGAAGUGAAACAGUUUGUGGACUACAACACUAUGAAUAGUGAGAGGCUAAACCCCAACAAGGUAAAAUGAUAAUAGCACGGCAACGAGCAACCCAGCAUCGAAAUUGGGCAGUGAUGGGAUGGGCAAGAUGUGGCAACGGCGCAAAGUCCCUGUUUCUCAAGUAAAAUUUCAUUGGAACGAA
Messenger RNA from Ornithodoros turicata, 781 nucleotides. RefSeq names its product protein THEM6-like. Bases 61 to 669 code for a protein of 202 amino acids. NCBI's taxonomy places the organism in Eukaryota, Metazoa, Arthropoda, Arachnida, Ixodida, Argasidae. The record is from RefSeq and is a predicted model, not a curated record. The transcript is spliced from 3 exons.